Pollicipes pollicipes is the source of this 6597-nucleotide messenger RNA. Its product is annotated as brefeldin A-inhibited guanine nucleotide-exchange protein 1. Lineage: Eukaryota; Metazoa; Arthropoda; Thecostraca; Pollicipedomorpha; Pollicipedidae. The transcript is spliced from 31 exons. Gene Ontology annotation, biological process: regulation of ARF protein signal transduction. Gene Ontology annotation, molecular function: guanyl-nucleotide exchange factor activity. The coding region runs from base 165 to 5240 and encodes 1691 amino acids. The record is from RefSeq and is a predicted model, not a curated record.
UGUUAUCAUUUUGGUGUUGUUGGCAUGCUGACAAUAAGUCAGUGAAAAUUUAAUCACAUAAUAUCUGAUAUUUCUAUUUGGAAUUGGUAUCAAGUACCAGUAAAGAAGAAGUGUUAUGAUUUGCCAUUUACAUUCAUGAUAGUUCCUAAAUUUACUCUAAGGAAAUGCAGAAGACAGGAACCAGCAAGGAAAUGUUCAUCAUCAAGGCAUUGGAGAAAAUCCUGCAGGAGCGUGAGACCAAGAAGCCUCAUCACUCUCAGCUCAGAAAAGCCUGCCAAGAUGCUUUGGACGAGGCCAAGAAGCAGUGCCAGGCGAACGGCGAGCCGGCCGGCGACGGCAGCUCGGUGCUGCCGCUGCCUAAGCAGGACAGCACCGGCUUCCGCGCCGACAAGUACCUGCUGCCCUUCGAGCUCGCGUGCCAGUCCAAAUCGGCCAAGAUCAUCGUGACAGCACUGGACUGCCUUCAGAAACUGAUCGCGUACGGCCACCUGACGGGGGACGUGCCGGACCUGACGGCGACCACGGCCGGCCAGCGCCAGAUCGACCGGAUCGUGCAGACCAUCUGCGGCUGCUUCACCGGCGCCCAUACGGACGAGGAGGUCCAGCUGCAGAUACUCAAGGCGAUCCUGACGGUGCUCACCUCCCAGCACGUGGAGGUCCACGAGGGCACCGUGCUGCAGGCCGUCCGCACCUGCUACAACAUCUACCUGGCCAGCAAGAACCUCGUCUACCAAACCACAGCCAAAGCCACUCUCACGCAGGAGGAGCCGACCGAGCCGGCCGAGCCGGCCGAGGAGACGGACGGCCAGCCGGCGGCCGACGUCAGCGCCGAGGCUGUGGUCCGGCCUCUGCUGGACGAGCUGGUGGAUAGCGUGGUCCGCGCGGAGGCGGCGGCUACUGAGACGACGGCCUCUGUGAGCAGUGAGCCGCGAGAGAACGGCUCCGAACGCUCCAGCGGCCCGAACACGCCCAAACUCAACCGGCGACACUCGCAGGGCAGCGAAGACGCCAGCGAGAAUGACAUGAUGACGGCCAAGUUCUCGCACAUUCUGCAGAAGGACGCCUUCCUCGUGUUUCGCUCGCUCUGCAAGCUGUCCAUGAAGCCGCUGCCGGACGGCACGCCCGACCCCAAGUCACAUGAGCUGCGCUCCAAGGUGCUGUCGCUGGAGCUGCUGCUGUCGAUCCUGCAGAGCCCGGCCCCCGUCUUCACCACCAACGACAUGUUCAUCACGGCCAUCAAGCAGUACCUGUGCGUGGCGCUGUCCAAGAACGGCGCCUCUUCCGUGCCCGAGGUGUUCCAGCUAAGCCUGGCCAUCUUCCUGGCGCUGCUGGCCAACUUCAAGCAGCACCUAAAGAAGCAGAUCGAGGUGUUCUUCAAAGGCAUCUUCCUGAACCUGCUGGAGACGCCCAGCUCGUCGUUCGAGCACAAGUGGAUGGUGAUCCAGGUGCUGACGCGCAUCUGCGCCGACGCUCAGAGCGUGGUCGACAUCUACGUCAACUACGACUGCGACUUCGCCGCCGCCAACAUCUUCGAGCGGUUGGUCACGGACCUGAGCAAGAUGGCGCAAGGCCGCCAGAUCGGGCAGGAGCAGCUGGGCGUGACGCUGACGCAGGAGCGCAGUAUCCGGCUCAAGGCGCUCGAGUGUCUGGUGGGCCUGCUCAAGUGCAUGGUCGAGUGGAGCCGCGAGCUCUACGUCAAUCCGCACUCGCAGACCAACCUGGACACGGACCGGGAGGCGCCGGACGAGCCGGCGUCCACCUCGCUGACCACCUACGGCAGCCAGAGCAGUCUGCCCUCCAGCACGCCGCAGCAGUACGAGUCGCUCAAGCACAAGAAGGAGAUCUGGGAACAAGGCAUUGACAUGUUCAACCGGAAGCCGAAGCGCGGCCUGGCGUUCCUACAGGAGCAAGGUCUGCUGGAGGCGACGCCCGACUCUGUGGCCGCCUUCUUCCACGACGACCACCGGCUGGACCGGGCCGUGCUGGGCGACUACCUGGGCGACCCAGACCAGCAUAACCGGGAGGUGAUGUACGCAUACGUGGACCGGCUGGACUUCAACGACCGCGACUUUGUGGCGGCGCUGCGCCUCUUCCUGGACGGGUUUCGGCUGCCGGGCGAGGCGCAGAAGAUCGAUCGGCUCAUGGAGAAGUUCGCCAGCAGAUACUGCGAGUGCAACCCGAAUCAGAACAUCUUCGCCAGUGCGGACACGGCCUACGUGCUGGCCUACUCCAUCAUCAUGCUGACCACUGACCUGCACAGCGCUCAGGUCAAGCACAAGAUGACCAAGGACCAGUACAUCAAGAUGAACCGCGGCAUCAACGACAGCAAGGACCUGCCGGAGGACUACCUGUCACAGAUCUACGACGAGAUCGCCGGCAACGAGAUCAAGAUGAAGGUCACCGCCAGUGCCAAGCCCGGAAAACAAGUCGCCCAGAGUGAGAAGCAGCGGCGCCUCCUCUUCAACCUGGAGAUGGAGCAGAUGUCGCACGCCGCCAAGUCGCUCAUGGAGGCGGCCAGCCACGUGCAGGCGGAGUUCACGUGCGCCACGCACGUGGAGCACGUGCGGCCCAUGUUCAAGCUGGCGUGGGCGCCGUUCCUGGCGGCGUUCAGCACGGGGCUGCAGGACUGCGACGACCCGCUGGUGGACGAGCUCUGUCUGGACGGCAUCCGCUGUGCCAUCCGCAUCGCCUGCAUCUUCCAGAUGAAGCUGGAGCGGGACGCCUACGUGCAGGCGCUGGCUCGCUUCACCCUGCUCACCGCCAACGCGGCCAUCACCGAGAUGAAGGCCAAGAACAUCGACACGAUCAAGACGCUGAUCUCGGUGGCGCAGACGGACGGCAACUACCUGGGCAGCUCUUGGCUGGACAUCCUGCGCUGUAUCUCGCAGCUCGAGCUGGCGCAGCUGAUCGGCACGGGCGUGCGGCCGCAGCACCAGCACCAGCACCAGCAGGCGCGGGGCCGGGCGCCCGACGGACACCGCUUCCACUUCCUGGAGAGCAUCGACUUCACCGGUACAGCCGAGCGACGUAUGGCAAGCGUGGUGGAGUCGAUGGGCGAGACCAACUCCCAGAGCGUGGUGGUGGCCGUCGACCGUAUCUUCACGGGCUCCAUACGGCUGGACGGCGACGCUGUGGUCGACUUCGUGGACGCCCUCUGUCACGUGUCACGAGACGAGCUGGCCCAGGCCCAGCCGCGCAUGUUCUCCCUCACCAAGCUGGUAGAGAUAUCCUACUACAACAUGGGCAGGAUCCGUCUGCAAUGGUCCAGGAUCUGGAAGAAACUCGGAGAGCACUUCAACCGCGUGGGAUGCAAUCCCAUGGAAGAGAUAUCGUUCUUCGCCGUGGACUCCUUGCGGCAGCUGUCCAUGAAGUUCAUCGAGAAGGGGGAGCUGGCCAACUUCCGGUUCCAGAAGGACUUCUUACGGCCGUUUGAGUACAUCAUGAAGUCCAACAGGUCGCCCACCAUCCAGGACAUGGUGGUGCGCUGCGUGGCUCAGAUGGUCAACUCGCAGGCUCGCAACAUCCGCUCCGGCUGGAACAACAUCUUCAGCGUGUUCCACCUGGCCGCCUCCGGUCACGACGAGAACGUGGUGGAGCUCUCCUUCCAGACCACCGGCUCCAUCAUCUCCACCGUCUUCGAGAACCACCUGGCGAUCGUGAUCGACAGCUUCCAAGACUCGAUCAAGUGUCUGUCGGAGUUCGCGUGCAAUGCACAGUUCCCGGACACCAGCAUGGAGGCGAUCCGGCUGAUCCGCAGCUGCGCCCGCUACGUGGCCGACUCGCCCCACCUCUUCCGCGACCACAACAUCGAGGACAAGACCAUCCCCGAGGAGGACCGCGUGUGGGUGCGCGCCUGGUUCCCGAUCAUGUUCGAGCUUUCCUGCAUCGUCAACAGGUGCAAGCUGGACGUGCGCACGCGCGCGCUGACAGUCAUGUUCGAGAUCAUCAAGACGUACGGCAUGACGUACCGUCAGCACUGGUGGAAGGACCUCUUCCAGAUCCUCUUCCGCAUCUUCGAUAACAUGAAGCUGCCUGAGCAACAGUCAGAGAUUUUCGUGCAUCCCGACAACCAGCUGGAUAAGGCCGAGUGGAUGACGACCACGUGCAACCACGCGUUGUACGCCAUCAUCGACGUGUUCACCCAGUACCACGACACGCUGCAGCCCAUUCUGCUGGAGCCGCUGUACUCCCAGCUGCACUGGUGUGUCCGGCAAGACAACGAGCAGCUGGCCCGCUCCGGCACCAACUGCCUGGAGAACCUGGUGAUCUCGAACGGCGUCAAGUUCCGGCCGGAGACCUGGGACCAGACGUGCGCCUGCAUGCUGGACAUCUUCAACUCGACCAUCCCGCACCAACUGCUCACCUGGCGGCCGGGCAAGCCCGGGGACGCGGCCGCCGAGCCCAAGAGCCCGCUGGAGCCCCCGGCUGAGAUCAUGAGCCGGGCCGACAGCAUGCACAGCAUCAACAGCAUUGGCUCCUACAGCAACGACGACAAGAACAGGAAGAUCAUGAAGAUGAAGGUGCACCAGGACCACGAUCUAUUCGCCAGCCUGCUGAUCCGCUGCGUGGUCCAGCUGGAGCUGAUCCAGACCAUCGACAACAUCGUCUUCUUCCCCACCACCUCGCGCAAGGAGGACGCCGAGAACCUGGCGCUGGCGCAGGCCGAGGCGCUGCGCCAGCGUCUCUCGGACGACGCCCAGCAGCGCGAGGACCAGGGCAUGUACCCCUACCUUAGCGCCGGACAACUGUUCCAGCUGAUCGACUGCCUCAUGCAGAGCCACCGCUUCGCCAAGAGGUUCAACGCAGACCACGAUCAGCGCAAUCUGCUCUGGCGGGCAGGCUUCAAGGGCAACGCCAAGCCGAACCUGCUGAAGCAGGAGACGCAGAGCCUGGCGUGCGCGCUGCGCAUCCUGUUCCGGCUGUACGCCGACGAGCAACGGCGGCCCGGCUGGCCGCAGGUGGAGCAGCGGCUGAUCGCCACGUGCCGCGAGGCGCUCGAGUACUACCUGUCGCUGCAGUCGGAGGCGCACCGCGACGCCUGGGUGGCGCUGCUGCUGCUCUUCCUCACGCGCGUCCAGAAGAUGGACGAUGAGCGGUUCCGGGCGCACGCCUCCAACUACUACCCACUGCUCUGCGAGGUCAUGUGCUUCGACCUGAAGCCCGAGCUGCGCGCCGUGCUGCGCAAAUUCUUCCUGCGCAUCGGACCCGUGUUCGGCAUCACCCCGCCGGCGACCACGUGACUGGCCGCAGCCAGUCAGCGGUAGCGAGCGGCGAGGGACGCUUCUGAUUGGCCGGCGGGCCUGGCGCCGGAAGUCGCGGGACGCUGAGCUUGGCGUCGGGAGAGGCUGGAGAACGCCUGUGAUUGGUUGUAGCCACAGAACUGAGCGCAUCGCCAGAUGGCGGUGGGCACGCGUGUGAUUACGUCACCUGUACAUACCUAAAUAUCCCCGAUAGUGCCUGAGAAAGUCAGAUACGGCGUCCAUUUGACGGGGUUCAAAUGAUUAUGUUUAUGUUGAUUAUACUGGUGAUUAUGCUGGUGGGGUCGCCAGUCGCGUGAUGCCCGGCCAUCGUUAGUUGAUUCAGUGGACGGUAUUUAUUGGUCGUGCGGGCGGGCGAAUAGUCGGUAGCGCUCCGUCCAGUUACGGCCGGCCAGCGACCCCGCGCCGCCGGCCCGACAGCGUCCAGGACAUCGUGCAAUGUUGCCUUCAGCGAAUAGUGUUGUUAUCUCGGCACGUGACACGCACGUGCACUGACGCGAGGGCCGCCGCAGUUCGAACAAAGUGCGUGCCCCACCGGUGCUGCCAGCUGUUCCGGGGGAGGGGGGGGGGGGGGGGGGCGAGACCCGCCACCUCCCGGACGCUCCUGGACGGCACGCUCCGCCGGCCGAGCCGGCUCGCCCGGUCGUCGCCGGUCGUCCGUCGCUGGUCAUGACAGGCGGCGUCCAGCGUCGUCCGCGGCGCACGGCGCACGGCGCCGGCCCGGCGUAGGGUCUGUGUCUCACCCCGUCUGUCCGCGUCGGCCGGACCUCUGGCGUAGGUCUGACCCCUGGCGACGUCUGGCCGUGACAAACAGGGCAUGCGGACGGGUCCACACAUCGAGAGCAGGCACGAGCGCCAGCUGCUGCGUGUGCUGUACAGGAUGCCUUAUAGCCUGGUAUCGCAUCACUCUCCGUUAAACACAUGGUAGACGUGGGGUACGCGUACAAGUCGCUAUCGAAACCGGCGAGGCACGCGUACGGUGACCCGGUUGUCCCGUCUUCAUCUGACCGAUGUAGCCGCGGGCCUGUGAGCCGGCGAGCGUGUCCGGUCCCCGCUGUGGCCGCCAUGUGUGCCGCCUCACCUCGCUCGCGAUCGUGACGCGUCCGACCGGUGCCCCUUGCCGAGGAGGGCUGCCCUCCGUGGGGCGCCGGUCGACGGUCCGGCGCUGCUCGGCGUGCGCCCCGCAGCCGGCCAAGGCCUGGACGAAGAGUGUCCAGCCCGGCGGCCGGGAAGACGAGCGAUGCGGCGGCGCUCCGAACAUUCCUCCGUAGCGGGUAACCGGUGGAUCACGUGUGGGCGGAGAUCGUUGGCGGCACGUGCCGGGUACGAAGGAAAUAAA